AUGAGGAAGAAACCCCUCCUUUGGGCUUCCGUGUGUCUGCUGCUCUGCGGUGCCUUCCGCCCCCUGGACGCUGCUCCGCAGUGGGAGGACGAGGAGGACGCGGACGGCUCAGGUCCUGUGUCCCCCCAGGUGGGCCUGGCUCACCAGUUCUGUGCGUACCGAGCAGACACCGGCCCCUGCAGGGCCUCGUUCCCGCGGUUCUUCUUCAAUGUACUCACCGGCCAGUGCGAGGCCUUCGUGUACGGGGGCUGCCGAGGCAAUGAGAACCGCUUCGGGAGCCUGGAGGAGUGCAGACAGCGAUGCCUCAGAAGGAAUGCGGGACAAUGAAUCAAGACGACACAACAAUCCUCGCGGCCCGGCUUCUGCUCGCUGGAGGCGGAGGUGGGGUUCUGCCGCGCCUACUUCAGGCAAUUCUUCUACAACCACCGCACCCAGCGCUGCGAGCAGUUCGUGUUUGGGGGCUGCGGCGGGAACCGCAACAACUUCGAGACGGAGGCCGAGUGCCAGCGCACCUGCGGGGCCCCGGAUGACAGCACUCCGCCCCACGUCUCCUCCACAUUCCGCAAUGCCCAGGAGAAUGCCAGAGUUGGGGACGACGUCAGCGCCCCCUCCUGGUGUCUGACGGGGGCGGACAGAGGCCUGUGCACGGCCAACGUGACCCGGUUCUACUACGACUCCGAGGCAGGGACCUGCCUGACCUUCAGCUACAGCGGCUGCGGAGGCAACGAGAACAACUUCGUCUCGGAGCGGGCCUGCCUCAAGGCCUGCAAGAAAGUUUUCCUGUGA
Messenger RNA from Eptesicus fuscus (big brown bat), 786 nucleotides. It is a transcript of the gene TFPI, whose product is annotated as tissue factor pathway inhibitor. Gene Ontology annotation, biological process: negative regulation of peptidase activity. Lineage: Eukaryota; Metazoa; Chordata; Mammalia; Chiroptera; Vespertilionidae. Gene Ontology annotation, cellular component: extracellular region. The transcript has 8 exons. The record is from RefSeq and is a predicted model, not a curated record. Gene Ontology annotation, molecular function: serine-type endopeptidase inhibitor activity.